AUGCUGAACCAAUUAGCUUGGAUUGCAGCCUUCGCUGCCACUGCGACUAUCAGUGCCCCAACGACCGACCCCCCUCUCCCUACCUCGGGCGAAAAGCUCUUUGAUGCAUGGAAACCAUUCUCGACCCCCCUCGUGAUCCCCGAAGUGAUCGACAUGCGCAAGGGGGGUAGCCUCGACAUGAACAUUGGCGAAACCCGCCACGCGUGGGGCUCCGGCGCGCCCACGGCGGCCACCUACGGCUACGGCAAAGUGGGCGGCAACAUCACCACGCCUGGCCCAACCAUCCUCGUCAAGAAAGGCGUGCCCAUCACCGUCACCUGGUACAACGCGAUUAAAUCGGCCAAGCACUUGUUGGACAUGAACGUGGAAACGACGCUGACGAUCCGCGAGUCGUCGUGCUACCCCCACUGCGGCGUGCCGGUGAUCACACACGUCCACGGGCUAGAAACCCCCGCCCAAUACGACGGCCUGCCGCACUUUUCAAUCUACCGGAACCAGAGCUACACCGCUCGGUAUAACAACACCCAAUCAGGGUCGACCAAGAUGUACCACGACCACGCCAUCGGCCUCGGUCGGUUGAACAU
This is a messenger RNA of Aphanomyces astaci, 584 nucleotides long. RefSeq lists its product as hypothetical. The record is from RefSeq and is a predicted model, not a curated record. The annotation marks the transcript as partial. The transcript has a single exon. NCBI's taxonomy places the organism in Eukaryota, Oomycota, Saprolegniomycetes, Saprolegniales, Verrucalvaceae. Gene Ontology annotation, molecular function: copper ion binding.